AUGAGUAUACAAGAGAAUGAGUCGAGGCAUGUCCCUCAAUAUCCCGGUGAUGAUAGCCGGCCGACGAGCAAGAGGGAGCUUGCUGGCUGGUACUGCUAUGGCUGGGCUGCAGAGGUGUUCGUCGUCUGUGCCAUGGGUUCAUUUCUUCCGAUAACACUGGAGCAGAUGGCCCGGGAUCGGGGGGUCCUUCUGUCAGACAAGACAACACCGUGCAGUGCAACCUGGAGUCCCUCCCUGCCACCACCAGGCUCGGACGCCUCGGGAUAUCAACCCCAGGGGUCAGAUGGCAGCCAAUGCAUCAUUUAUUUCCUCGGCGCUGAGAUAAACACUGCAAGCUUCGCCUUGUAUACCUUCUCACUAAGCGUCUUGGUUCAAGCAGUCCUGAUUAUCUCAAUGUCAGGUGCCGCCGACCAUGGAAGCUAUCGCAAGACGCUCCUGAUCAUCUUUGCUUUCAUUGGCUCAAUUGCUACGAUGUUAUUUCUAGUUAUUGUUCCCAAGCUUUACCUUCUGGGUGGGCUGCUUGCAAUUAUUUCCAAUACUUGCUUUGGUGCGUCCUUUGUCCUCCUUAACUCAUUUUUGCCUGUUCUGGUCCGACACCACCCGUCAUUGUUGAAAGAAGAAGACGAGGCAACGACUUCUGGUGAUGCUCAGGCACCACAUAGAGAAACCACUCUAUCUUCCUCGGCCGGAAACAUCGACAGGGCACUUCCGGAUGCUACCACGCCGCUACUACGACCCAACAGGGAAGCCGAGGAGACUACUACGACCACGACUUCCCUGGAGCUCAAACUUUCCACCAGAAUCUCAUCCAACGGCAUUGGCAUCGGAUAUAUAGGUGCAGUUAUUUUACAGAUACUUUCCAUAUUGGUCGUGGUGGUUGUGCGCCCGCCAACUUUCUCGUUACGUCUUGUUUUGUUCCUAAUUGGAUUGUGGUGGUUCGUUUUCACCAUACCGGUAGCAGUAUGGCUGCGCCCUCGUCCAGGCCCACCAUUACUGGGAGGCGACGGCAAACCGCUCCAUUCCUGGAUCGGAUACAUGGUCUACGCCUGGAAAUCUAUUGGAAAAACCGCAAUGCGGGCCCGUCACCUGAAAGACAUCGCGAUUUUCCUUGUCGCUUGGUUCCUCCUCAGCGAUGGGAUUGCAACUGUCAGUGGCACUGCGGUAUUGUUUGCAAAAACUCAAUUGGAUAUGAAGCCGGCUGCCCUGGGACUGAUCAACGUGAUCGUUAUGCUUGCAGGGGUUUUUGGUGCGUUUUCUUGGAGCUAUGUCUCAACAUUCUUCAACCUCCGGGCCUCACAAACGAUCAUCGCAUGUAUCAUCCUGUUUGAGCUCAUUCCGCUGUAUGGCCUUCUAGGUUUCAUCCCAGCCGUGAAACGCUCAGGGCUUGGUCUCCAUCAGCCCUGGGAAAUGUACCCACUCGGAGCAGUUUAUGGCCUUGUUAUGGGUGGGCUCUCAUCCUACUGUCGAAGCUUUUUUGGUGAGCUCAUACCCUCGGGCUACGAAGCAGCCUUCUAUGCGCUUUAUGCCAUCACCGACAAAGGAUCCAGCAUUUUUGGUCCAGCCAUUGUCGGCGCCAUCACCGAUCGUUACGGUGAGAUCCGACCAGCGUUUGCAUUCCUAGCAGUCCUCAUUAUUGUACCACUGCCGCUCAUGCUUUUGGUGGAUGUUGACCGCGGCAAACGAGAUGCCAAGGCAUUGGGGGCUGAACUAGAUGGCAUACCAAAAUCAUCUGGAUAUGGGUCUAUAUCUUCUGGCGUUCCAGUCGAAGAUGAUGGGAUUGAGUAG
Molecule: messenger RNA, 1785 nt
Organism: Penicillium arizonense
Lineage: Eukaryota; Fungi; Ascomycota; Eurotiomycetes; Eurotiales; Aspergillaceae
Gene: atg22-1
Product: putative autophagy protein Atg22
Exons: 2
Coding region: 1-1785 (594 amino acids)
Biological process (GO): amino acid transmembrane export from vacuole
Source: RefSeq, a predicted model, not a curated record